Molecule: messenger RNA, 894 nt
Organism: Nezara viridula (southern green stink bug)
Lineage: Eukaryota; Metazoa; Arthropoda; Insecta; Hemiptera; Pentatomidae
Source: the annotation of a GenBank genome assembly
AUGGCAGUAAAUGUAUACUCUACAAACGUAACUACUGAAAAUUUAAGCAGGCAUGAUAUGCUAAAUUGGGUUAAUGAUUGUUUGCAAGCUAAUCUUGGAAAAAUAGAGGAACUAUGUACUGGUGCAGCUUAUUGCCAGUAUAUGGAUAUGUUGUUUCCAGGUUCCAUUAUAGUAAAAAGAAUUAAAUUUAGGACAAAUUUGGAGCAUGAAUAUAUUCAAAACUUCAAACUUUUACAAGCUGCAUUUAAAAAAGUUGGCGUUGAUAAGAUAGUACCAAUUGAUAAGCUGAUCAAAGGAAGGUUUCAAGACAAUUUUGAAUUUCUGCAAUGGUUUAAAAAGUUUUUUGAUGCUAACUAUUCUGGUCAGCAAUACUGUGCUCUCACUGCUAGAGGAGGGGAAAAAUUAGGGAAUGCUUCCGGAAGUAAUCUGAAACCUCGUUUGAGUAUUCCUAUGGCAAAAAGUCUGUCAGUUCCUGCUGUGAAGGUUUAUCCUUUAAAACAUACUGAAUCUGCAUUUCCAAGUUCAACUAUUAAAUCAAGUAAUUCAAAGCCUGUUUCUAAAGGAAGCAGCAGGACCAAUUUAGCUACAGGAACUCCAAACCAGGGCUCAAAUACUGCUACAGCUAAUGCUACUCGUUAUCCAAGCGAUGUUCAGAAAGUUGUUGAUGACUUAAGUCAACAACUUUCCAAUACAAAAAUAACAGUUGAUGGUCUUGAAAAAGAGCGAGAUUUUUAUUUUGGUAAACUGAGAGAUAUUGAACUAGUAUGUCAAGAACACCAAGGAGAUGAAGAACUGGUUCAAAAAAUUCUAGAUAUAUUAUAUGCUACAGAGGAUGGUUUUGCAGCCCCUGAGGACUUAUCUGAGGGCCAGUUUCAAGAUGAAGAGGAAUAUUGA